CGCUAUCCUCACCCUGCCCCCCUUUGCCCUCCUGGUGCCGCUAUCCUCACCGUGCCCCCCUUUACCCUCCUGGUGCCGCUAACUCCCCCCGUGCCCUCCUUUCUUCUCGGUGCCAUCAUGCCGGGCCCACCCUGCGGGUCCCUGCUCGACUACAAGACUGCCAAGUUCUCGCUGACGCGGAACCGGCGGGUGGGGCUGCUGCACCGGCUGCUGCAGCUGAGCGCCCUUGGCUACCUGCUGGGGUGGGUGCUGCUGCUGCGGAAGGGGUACCAGGAGCGCGACACAGCCCCGCGUGUCGCUGUGGUCACGAAGGUGAAGGGGGCGGCGGUCGCCGAGGCCGCGGACCGGCGGCUCUGGGACGCUGCGGAUCUCACCUGGCCCCCGCAGGGAGAAAAUGUGCUUUUCCUGGUGACCAAUUUCAUUGCCACAGUCCAGCAAGUCCAAGGCACCUGCCCCGAGAGCCCCUCUGUCCUCGACGGGAUGUGCACAGAAGAUGCAGAUUGUCCCAUGGGAAACCCUGUGGUUCAUGGCAAUGGGAUAAAAACUGGGAAAUGUUUGAUUUUCAAUGCCACCCAUUCCACCUGUGAGAUCUAUGGCUGGUGUCCUGUGGAGAAUAGCACCCUGCCCAGGAAACCUCUUCUGGCUGAGACAGAGAAUUUCACUCUUUUUAUAAAAAACACUGUCCACUUCACCAAAUUUAACUUCUCCAAGUGCAACACUUUACAAACCAGUGACCCCAGCUAUUUCAAGAGCUGCACAUAUGAUCCAAUCUUCAACCCCUCCUGCCCUGUGUUCCGUGUCCGUGACAUGGUGGAGGCAGCUGGAGAGAACUUUGGAGACCUCGCACUGCUGGGGGGAAGCAUCAGAGUUCUUAUCGAGUGGAACUGCGACCUGGACCACUCUGCUACCCAGUGCCAACCACAGUAUUCCUUCAGCCUGCAGGACAUGAGAUACAAUUUCAGAACUGCCUCCUACUACUGGGGCUCGCAGCAGCAGCUCUACCGGAACCUGCUGAAGCUCUACGGGAUCCGCUUUGACCUCUCCGUGCACGGCCAGGCUGGGAAGUUCAGCAUUGUUCCUACUGCCGUGAGCUUUGGCACCAGCAUCGCCUUCUUUGGUGCUGCUACAAUGGUCUGUGACCUGGUUCUGCUCUACCUGGAUGCAAAGGCUGACCUUUAUUGGAAGGAGAAGUUUGAGGAGGCAAGGCCCCCUAAAGGUAAGCCUAAGGCCACAGCUUAGGGACAUCGGGAAUGCUCCACCACAAACAUCCUUCCCUCCAGAGCCACCUGCAGGUAGAUAUGAUGGGGACACGGCUGCAGCCCUGGUGGAGGUGGGCCAGUCCUGGCCAGGUGGGCACUGCUGGGGUUAGGGUCUGCCUUUCCUGCAGAAGCACUGGCAGCAGCAGCAGUUCUUGGCUUCUGGAGCACAAAGCCAUCCCCGGGGCAGCUCCCAGCGCUGACAGCCGGUGCCGGAGCAGAGCUGCCCACGGAGCUCCCCCAGAGGGUGCUGGGGAGCAGCUGCUCCUGCUUGGCAUGAGAGGCUUAAAGCAUUUUGCAUUUUUCCGUGUUCCAAUGAUCAUGGGCCUUGACUUCCCUUGAAAAACAGGGAUGCAAUGGAAUAAAG
Molecule: messenger RNA, 1623 nt
Organism: Serinus canaria (Common canary)
Lineage: Eukaryota; Metazoa; Chordata; Aves; Passeriformes; Fringillidae
Product: P2X purinoceptor 6
Exons: 12
Coding region: 118-1239 (373 amino acids)
Biological process (GO): response to ATP; monoatomic cation transmembrane transport
Cellular component (GO): plasma membrane; nuclear inner membrane
Molecular function (GO): ATP binding; purinergic nucleotide receptor activity; extracellularly ATP-gated monoatomic cation channel activity
Source: RefSeq, a predicted model, not a curated record